AUGCAACACCGAGGGCCCAGCGGGGUGAACCAGCUCGGGGGGCUCUUCCUGAACGGCCGCCCCCUCCCCACGUGCAAGAGGCAGAGAAUCAUCGCGCUGGCGGCGAGCGGCGCCCGCAGCUCCGACAUCUCCCGCAGCCUCAAGGUGUCCAACGGCUGCGUCAGCAAAAUCCUGGGCCGCUACUACCGGACGGGGGCCGUGGGGCCCAAGGCUGUGGGGGGCAGCAAGCCCCGCAUGGCCACCCCCGCCGUGGUGGCCAGGAUCGCGCGGCUGAAGCUGGAGCAGCCCGGGCUCUUCGCCUGGGAGAUCCGCCGGCAGCUGCACGCCGAGGGAAUCUGUGCCAGCGGCGGCAUCCCCAGCGUCUCCUCCAUCAACCGCGUGCUCAGGACCCUGCCCAGCGACCUCCGGCUGGUGGCCGAGCCUUGGGACCCGCGGCCACAGGUGUCCCCUCCGGCCGCGCCCCCCGUCCCGCAGCCCCCCGCGGCCCCGGGGAGCCAGGGCUGCGCUCCCGGCCGGCGGCUCCCGCCGGGCCCCGGGCUCCGGAGCGGCGGCAGGAACCGGACCGUGUUCUCCAGGCAGCAGGCGGAGGCUCUGGAGGAAGAGUUCCAGAGGGGACAGUACCCGGACACCGCCACCCGGGAGAGCCUGGCCGCGGCCACGCAGCUCCCCGACAGCACCAUCAGGGUCUGGUUCUCGAACCGCCGAGCCAAGUGGCGACGGGAGAGCAAGCAGCAGCUGGAGGCUGGCGGCCCAGGUGACAGCCCGGGGACCGAGGGGACGGGACGUGGGAGCUGCCGCCCGAGGGACCCAGGGGCGCCCCUGGGAGGGAGCGCGGCUGACAUUUGGCGCUGGGACACCGAGGGUCGCUUCCCAGAGCCCCGCUGGGAGCCGGGGAGAGGACACGGCGGCUCCCCGUGCGCCCCGGCGAGCCGGGGCUGGGGCCCGCGCGGUGCCCGAGCCAGGACAUUGUCCCCGCCCGUGCCCACGCAGGCUCCUGGUGCGACUGGAUCCCGCCCGCUGUCGGUCCCGCCGCCGCAGCCGCCGCACGGCCCAGGGACGCCCUGGGACACGGCGCUCUCUGCUCCCCACGCAGUCCCUCCCGGACACCCCCGCGGGCUCGGCGCAGCCCCUCCACGGCCUCGGCACCCACCCGCGCCCCCCGGCCCCGCUGCACCUCUGCGCCUCCGGGCCCUGCGCCUGGGACGACGCUUGCUGCGGUACGAGGGGCCGGCCCCGGCCACGGGCAGCGUGGGAGCGGCCCGCGGGUGA
Messenger RNA from Vidua chalybeata, 1269 nucleotides. RefSeq names its product paired box 4 (gene PAX4). Bases 1 to 1269 code for a protein of 422 amino acids. The record is from RefSeq and is a predicted model, not a curated record. Gene Ontology annotation, molecular function: RNA polymerase II cis-regulatory region sequence-specific DNA binding; DNA-binding transcription factor activity, RNA polymerase II-specific. Lineage: Eukaryota; Metazoa; Chordata; Aves; Passeriformes; Viduidae. Gene Ontology annotation, biological process: anatomical structure development; regulation of transcription by RNA polymerase II. The transcript is spliced from 8 exons.